Molecule: messenger RNA, 1717 nt
Organism: Chlamydomonas reinhardtii
Lineage: Eukaryota; Viridiplantae; Chlorophyta; Chlorophyceae; Chlamydomonadales; Chlamydomonadaceae
Exons: 4
Coding region: 58-723 (221 amino acids)
Source: RefSeq, a predicted model, not a curated record
GUUAACUUGCUUGACCCACUAUUUUACUCUCGGAGGUACACGCUAGCAGCCUUCACAAUGCCCCCUUCGCUAACCCCCAACGCAAGCAAGGUCUCGUGCGGUGCAGCUUUCAGCGGCCGUAUCAGCGUCCCUUUAAGCACCAAUCUAUGGUCAAGGAAGGCCAUCCCCACGCUCGUUUGCCGGUCAGCGCAGCCGUCGCUGCAGCCAUGCAACCACGCUUCCGCCCGCACAGCGUCGCGUCGCCUGGCGGUCCGUGUGCUUGCGGGAGCGGAGGGAGCUGCCAGUCGCCAGCCGGCGUCAGCUCCCAGCAGCACUCCGCAAAUCCAGGCGGCCCUCUUCACCGGCACCUACGCCGUGAUCUUCGGGCUGGCCCUGUGCCUGGUCCCGCAGCAAGUCUUUGGCCUGCUGUUCGCGGCUGAGACGGUGUCGUCUGGUUGGAUCCGGGUGGGCGGCAUCCUCUUCACGCUCAUUGGCUGGCAGUACCUGGGCACAGCCAGCGGCGACCGCGAGGGCCUGGGAGCGUUGGGCUUCUACCGGGCCACGGUCUGGUCGCGCCUGGCCCUGUCCGCGGCCUUUGGGCUGCUGGUGGCCGUUGGGGAGUCGCCCCUUGGGCUGCUGGUGCUGUCAGCCAUGAACCUGGUGGGCGCCGCCUCCAUGCACCUGGCGCUGAGGCGCAGCGGCGUCAGCAGCUGUGUGGGCGGGGCCGCGGGCGGCACCUGCUGAGUGCCGAGGAGGCACGGGGUGGGCGGAGCCGUGGGGAGCCGUGGACGUGCGUGGCUCUGCCGCAGAGUGAGGCUGCCGCCGAGAGGGGCUGCCAAGUGCAGCAGAUUAAGCUCGGCCCGGAAGUGUGGGCACUGUACAAUACGAGACAGGGGCGCUGCAGCCCUGAAGAGCGGAAGUGUGAACCAGAGAGGCAUCAGAUUGCGGCAUGUGUAAUCCGGGGUGUAUCCCUAUGUGUAUGUCUUUUUGGCAAGCGCGUGUGAUGUGGCGCAUUCCUACGCAUCCAGGCUGCAUGUGCCACGCACAUACUCCCGCGAUACAGUGAUUGUACACUACUUGUACUAGAGCAUCCGAUGUACCGUACCGUUCAUGUGCUUUGGCGACUUGUACCGCUUCAUGCAAGUGUGCUAUGCUAUGGCAUGUUAGUCGGCAGACCAGGUGUGUGGCUUCGAUGGUACAGUUCAGGAUGUGGGUUUUGCCGCCACGGCCUACGGCCAUGGCUUCUGGCUUGGAGUGUUGAACAAUAUUGCUGAGGGUGCGAUGGAACAAGGUUGGCGCGACCCCGUAGUGUGCAGCGCAUUCCCAGACACCCCAACAUGGGGCAGUAGAGGGUGUCAUAGUGGGCGCAACUGGCACGGUCUGUAGCAGCUGCCGAGCCACUUGGGUAGGCGCACGGCGUCGAGAGUCCGGGCUCACGAAGAGCUCCCCGGGGGCACAAUACUUUAGUGAUGCGGGUGUCACUCCUUGCUCGGUUGCACUGCGCCUACAAUCCACCCGGUGAAUUCACAGUCGAUCCCUUCCCUUGUCUUGGUUCCAACCAAUGGUUAAUUGGUUGGGCAAGCAGAUAGAUGCGCUCGAUUACAGUUGAAGGGACGCAUGUGAUUUUAUCUCGCCGCACGCACCCCUGGCACGCACACGCACCGGUCAAACGGGUGCGGUUAAUUAUCAUCGCGCUCUGUCGCUCUUACCUCGCUCAAUGCUGUAAAACGCCAUUGCA